GAUCUCCAGCGCCUGCCCGUGUCUGGGGCUCUCCCUCCGCAAAGGCAGCAGUGACACGGUAGUGGUCUGCGAGGAGCGUCUGAAUGGAGAAACUUGGCAUUUGGCUUCUGAUGAAGUCCGCUGCUGCGUCCUACGCGCAUUGUUGGAUAGCUCAGGUUUGGAUCACAACUUACGGUGAAACUUUCUAUUAAAAUGAGAAUGCACCAACCGGGCUGGGGAUUCAAUUGAGCCAAGUGAUAACGCAAAUCGACAAACUAUGAACUUGCACUUGUGGAUUUUAAACUUUUUUCUCUGUUGGACUCCUGUUGAGGCACAGAUGGGGUUUGAUGGGCCUCUCUCUGCACAGGAGCAGAUGUACAUCCUCUAUGAAAUCAAAAUGCAGUGCUACCAGAACCUCUCCAACAUUGAACCAAGGACCACAGAUGAGGUGUGCCCCCCUGACUGGGACGGUCUUAUCUGUUGGCCCCAUGGCUCCCCUGGACUGGUUACCAAGGUUCCCUGCCCAUCUUACAUCUACGAUUUCAAUCACAAAGGACAUGCUUACAGAAAGUGUGAUGUCAACGGAUCCUGGGUAUUUGUAGACCAGUGGAACAAAACAUGGACCAACUACUCAGAGUGUCUCCGUUUCCUUCAGCCCUUCAGUGACGAGGAAGCAAGACAAGACUUCUUUGAGCGGCUGUAUAUCAUGUAUACCAUCGGCUACGCUGUGUCCUUCAGCUCUCUGCUAGUGGCCAUCAUGAUUAUUGGAUACUUCAGGCGUCUUCACUGCACCAGGAACUACAUCCACAUGCAUCUGUUUGUUUCCUUCAUGCUGCGGGCAGUCAGCAUUUUUGUGAAGGACAAAGUUGUCCACUCAAGCGCUGGAUUGCAGGACUUGGACUCUGCACUGCUGGACAACUUAAAAACCGUUAGCAUAGCAUCACUUGACAAGUCUCAGUAUAUUGGCUGCAAGGUGACGGUGUUGCUCUUCAUCUAUUUUCUGGCAACCAACUAUUACUGGAUCCUGGUAGAAGGACUCUACCUCCACAGUCUCAUCAUGGCUUUCCGAUCAGAUUCCAAAUACCUCUGGGGCUUCACGCUCAUCGGAUGGGGUGUUCCAGCUGUUUUUGUGGCAGUGUGGGCGAUUGUCAGGGCAAUGCUCGCAGAUGCAAGGUGCUGGGAGUUAAGUGGUAACGUUAAGUGGAUCUACCAAGUUCCCAUCUUGACAGCGAUUGGGCUCAACUUUCUUUUGUUUGUGAACAUCGUGCGAGUGCUGGCCACUAAAAUUCGAGAGACAAACGCAGGAAGAUAUGACACCAGGAAACAGUACAGAAAACUGGCAAAAUCCACUCUCGUGCUGGUGCUGGUGUUUGGGAUCCACUACAUCAUCUUUGUUGGAAUGCCUCAUACAUUUGAGGGACCAAGCUGGGAGAUCCGCAUGUACUGUGAGCUGUUCUUUAACUCAUUUCAGGGCUUCUUUGUGUCCAUUAUCUAUUGCUACUGCAAUGGAGAGGUUCAGACAGAGAUAAAGAAAACGUGGACACGCUGGAACCUGGCCUUUGAGUGGGAGGGCCCGGUGGUCUGCGGUCGCUACCGUUACGGCUCUGUGGUUGUCGGUAUUAACAAUAACAGCACCAGCAGUCAGUCCCACCUGGCAGGCGGUGGACUUUCUACACGCUCCACCACGCUUGUUUCCAACCGUGUUUCUCGAAGCUCAGGUGCACCUGUGAUCAGCAUGCACACCACUCUCCCAGGAUACGUAAUCAGUAACUCUGAUCCAUCCAUACCUGAAGAACCUGAGGACAGUGGCCCCAAGCAGGUGGACGAUAUCUCGCUGAAGGAAAAUCUGCCUGUUCUAAGCACAAGUGCAGCAGCUGAUGAUGAGGAAGAAACACUGUAGCAGUUAUCUAUAGACAUAGGAGGCUGAAGAGACAGAGGGAAAAAUAUGCACAUUGAGCUGUACAAACCCAUUACAGCCUUGUGUAAUUCAAGCUCUGAAGAGGGAAGCAAAGGGAACUCAAAAGUCUGUGAGCAACAACUGUUAAAAUAUCUUCAACCUCCAUGUGAAAAAGAACUUAAAUACAAAUGCUGUGAAUAUGAAGUUGACUGUCAAAUAAUGACCACAUUCUUGACACUGCCGCUGGAAGUCACCAGUGAAAAAAUGAAAAAUAUCGAAGCUGAGCUAUAAUUAGACAAAGGUUCCUGAGCUUGAAAGCAGACUGUAAUUUCACACUACAGUCUGCAUUUGCAUUCAAGACUGCUGAAGUCAGAUGGAGGAAACAAUUUGCAUGCGAACAUGGUUUGUAUGGUGUAAGCCGGUGUGUUGGGAAGUCAGCUGUUAUGUAGACAUUUGUAGACAUUGGUUUUUCCUAUAUGAUACAGAGAUGAGAAGCUUUUGCAGAUGUCUGUAUAUUUAUAAAAGGACUGAAGUCAUUGACUGAACAAAAUACCCCUUAUGUUUCUCAGGGAGGGCAACACCAUGGUGCCCUCUAUUGUCCAGCAGGCAGUGGAGGGUACUGGCUAAGUUUCACUUAAAGGUACAGAUACAGUAGGGACGGAAAGUAUUCAGACCCCUUGAAAUUUUUCACUCUGUGUCAUUGCAGCCAUUUGCCAAAAUCAAAAAAGUUCAUUUUAUUUCUCAUUAAUGUACACUCAGCACCCCAUCUUGACAGACAAAAACAGAAAUGUAGAAAUUUUGGCAAAUUUAUUAAAAAAGAAAAACUGAAAUAUCACAUGGUCAGAAGUAUUCAGACCCUUUGCAGCGACAUUCAUAUUUAACUCACAUGCUGUCCAUUUUUUCUGAUCCUCCUCGAGAUGGUUCUCCUUUAUUGGAGUCCAGCUGUGUUUAAUUAAACUGAUUGGACUUGAUUAGGAAAGGCACACACCUGUCUAUAUAAGACCUUACAGCUCACAGUGCAUGUCAGAGCAAAUGAGAAUCAUGAGGUCAAAGGAACUGUCCAAGGAGCUCAGAGACAGAAUUGUGGCAAGGCACAGAUCUGGACAAGGUUACAAAAGAAUUUCUGCAGCACUCAAGGUUCCUAAGAGCACAGUGGCCUCCAUAAUCCUCAAAUGGAAGAACUUUGGGACGACCACAACUCUUCCUAGACCUGGCCGUCCAGCCAAACUGAGCAAUCGUGGGAGAAGAGCCUUGGUGAGAGAGGUAAAGAAGAACCCAAAGAUCACUGUGACUGAGCUCCAGAGAUGGAGUCGGGAGAUUGAAGAAAGUUCCACAAAGUCAACUAUCACUGCAGCCCUCCACCAGUUGGGGCUUUAUGGCAGAGUGGCCCGACGGAAGCCUCUCCUCAGUGCAAGACACAUGAAAGCCUGCACAAAGUUUGCCAAAAAACACAUGAAGGACUCCAAGACUAUGAGAAAUAAGAUUCUCUGGUCUGAUGAGACCAAGAUUGAACUUUUUGGUGUUAAUUCUAAGCGGUAUGUGUGGAGAAAACCAGACACUGCUCAUCACCUGCCCAAUACAAUCCCUACAGUGAAACAUGGUGGUGGGAGCAUCAUGUUGUGGGGGUGUUUUUCAGCUGCUGGGACAGGACGACUGGUUGCAAUUGAAGGAAGGAUGAAUGCGGCCAAGUACAGAGAAAUCCUGGAGGAAAACCUCUUCCAGAGUGCUCAGGACCUCAGACUGGGCCGAAGGUUCACCUUUCAACAGGACAAUGACCCUAAGCACACAGCUAAAAUAACAAAGGAGUGGCUUCAGAACAACUCUGUGACCGUUCUUGACUGGCCCAGCCAGAGCCCUGACCUAAACCCAAUUGAGCAUCUCUGGAGAGACCUCAAAAUGGCUGUCCACCAACGUUCACCAUCAAACCUGACGGAACUGGAGAGGAUCUGCAAGAAAGAAUGGCAGAGGAUCCUCAAAUCCAGGUGUGAAAAACGUGUUGCAUCAUUCCCAAGAAGACUCAUGGCUGUACUAGCUCAAAAGUCCGCUUCUACUCAAUACUGAACACAGGGUCUGAAUACUUCUGACCAUGUGAUAUUUCAGUUUUUCUUUUUUAAUAAAUUUGCCAAAAUUUCUACAUUUCUGUUUUUUUUUCUGUCAAGAUGGGGUGCUGAGUGUGCAUUAAUGAGAAAUAAAAUGAACUUUUUUGAUUUUGGCAAAUGGCUGCAAUGACAGAGUGAAAAAUUUCAAGGGGUCUGAAUACUUUCCGUACCCACUGUAUGUUGCACAUACACUGCCAGUCAAACAUUUGGACACAUCUUCUCAUUCAAUAUUGGAGACAUCAAAACUAUAAAAGAAUACAUAUGGUAUUAUGUUGUAAACAAAAAAGUGUUAAUCUUCACUAUUAAUCUACAAUGUAGAAUGUAAUACAAAUAAAUAAAAAUCACUGAAAGGGAAGGUGUGUCCAAACUUUUGACUGGUAGUGUAUGUGCUCCAUACAACAGUGGUAGUAUGGAAAUAAUUUCGGCAUUUCUGUACACAGUGAUUUUUCUUGCUGUCAUUUUGAUUGUAUUGAACAUUUGUUGCACGUUUGAGAAUAAUGAUAAGCUAAAGUAGUAACAAGCACACAGAACACUGGACAAAUACACAUCAAAAAUACCUGGUAAUAAAACAGUGACCGCACCAUCAGAAAGAUAGCAGACACUUGGCAAACAAGUGCAUACUAAAUGUGUGCUGUGUCAUUUUCCCCAUGUAGCUCCAAGCUCCAUGCAAUAAACAGUGGGCUGUAUUUUUCCUGCAGUGGAUGAACAUCACUAAAAGGCAGUUUUUAUGUGUUUUGGAAAAGUAGUUGUGCGCAGACAACCAAUUGCAGGCAGGGUAAUUUCUGUAGCUGCGAUCGACAGAUGUGUGCACAGACUUCUUUCCUGUAUUUUUCAUUUUUAAAUUUGCUACAUUUUUCUGUCAUCUACCUCGGAUUAAUACAUAUCAAAACAGUGUUUAACGUGGUUGAGCAAGAUUUUUAGCAGUAAUUUUAUUGACACGAGUGUAAUCUCUGCAACCUCGAGUUCCCUGGAAAUGCAAGCACUUACAAUCAGUUUGAUAAAUCAAUUUCCCUUCAAAACCUGUAGAAUGUUAACUGAACAACUGCAGACAUCACAUCAGCAGGAAUGAUGAACAAGUCUGGAAAUCCAUCCAACCUGCACAUCAUCUUUUAUUAAGAGGAAAAAAAGUAGAAAGUCUGCGUCGUGUCAAGAAGAUUACUGCAGUGAGCUGUACAUUUUGUCACUUGCAAUCUUCUUCAUAAUUAUCUUCAGUUGCAGCUUAUAUAUGCAUGGAAGCAUCGCCAUAUAAUCAGUAAUGCCAUGAAAUGAUCUGACCUGUGUGUCCUGGACAAGUAAAACAAAUUACUUGAAGUUAAUGUACAAGAACCGGCAACAGAGGAAAAAGUACUCUGAUAAUGCACGUUGUGGAAGCAGAAAAGCCCUUACUGUUUUUAGGAAAUUAAGAUAGCCUUCAAUACUGGGUUGACAUUUAGUAGCAAGUUAAAAAAGACAGACUCCCUGCAGAGUCUGUAGUCCUCUUACUAACAGCCACAACAUUAAAACCACUGACAGGUGAAGUAAACAACAUGAAUUAUUUUUUACGACGUUCUGCUGGGAAAUCUUGGGUCCUGCCAUUCAUGUGGGUGUAACUUUGUCACAUAUUACGCUAAACUAGCAUCGUAGCAGACCAAGCACAUCCCUUUGACAACGGUACUCCAUGCAAAAUCUGCUCAGAAACGGCUCAAGGAACAUGACCAAGAACCCUCGGUAUUGAUCUGACCUCCCAACUCCCCACAUCUAAAUCUGAUCAAGAGUCGAUGAAUUAUGUUUAUUUUGUCGUUUCUUACUUUAGAAUAGUGUUACUUUUUAACUGACAACUAAGGAAAAGAUGGUUUUUACCUUGCUGACUUGUUUCAACCGCGUUUGCACUCUUAAAGUGUCAUCUGCAGUGUGAUGACGUGUCGUUUUUAUCAAAUGACCAGCCUGACAGGUUCUGACCCCUGCCGUCCAGUGGUCCCUGGAGGAUGGAAUCCCAGGUGUAUGAGAGGGUGUAGGCCCCCUCGUCCUGGUUUAUGGAAUUGUUUACUUGCUUCCUGAUCUCUGUGGCCUCCUUAAUCCACCAUUUAUCCACCGUGUAUUCGUUAGCCUCCGAUGUUACGAUCCUCCUCUUGUCCCGGUUCAUAAUGUGGUCGUUUCUUUUGGAGUGGUCCGUGAUGGCUGAUUUUGAGUUUUCUUGAACAAAAAAAAAAAAAAAAAGCAAAAGUCGGUUAAAAAGUAACGCUAUUCUGAUCAAGAGUCGUGUGAUGUGCUGGAACAAGCCCAAUUCACAGAGGCCUCACUGCAAACUACAGGAUCAACUGGUGACACACACCACAGGCAACCCUUAGAGUGUAUUUAGCUUCUCUUCCACUUUAUGUUGAACUGUACCCGGUUAGUGUCAAAGCCUGAACUGUUACCUAACCUGCAAAUUUUCACACAGUCAAAUGUAAAGAUUGUACUUGUGUUUCCCUUGUAAUCUACGAGGACAGAGCCCGUUCUGACUUUUAGCCAUCUACAAGAGUUUCUCAUUCGUCUGUUGGCUUAAUUACAUUUACAGAAGAUGGCGAUUUAGAAUAUGUUAUUUAUCCUUGAUGAUGAAUAUUCUUCAUGGAUAAACUGAAUGUCAUGGUCAACUACUGUAAUGUGCUUUCUUGUCCAAUCAGCCUACUUUGUAAAAAAAAAAAAAAAGAAAAAGUAAAAGAAAAAAAUCUUGAAUUUUGCGAAGAGAAUCAAAACAAAAUGUGGGCACAAUUGUUUUUGUCACGUAGAAAUGAAAUUGCGAUUGAGUGCAGAUUAAAUGCAGUUUUCUGUGCACCGUUGUAUCAAAUAAAGCCUACAGGUAUAAGGUUAGAGGUGUAAGGCCAAGCGCAAGGCCGUGCACACUUGAUUGUUCAGUAUGAGAACAGAACAGAGUACAGAUUGCAUUGUGUGUGCGUGCACAAACAGUCAGUCCUGACAGGUGGCCAUAAAUAAGAUGAAUCUUUAAGCUUAAGUGUUUUGUUGGACUCUGUUUGUAAACAUCAUUGUUGUGGAAUGUCCGCUGAUAAGAGGUGAUGAUGAGAUGCCCUGGUGUUGUCCUUUAAUAAAGCAAAUAAAGGGUUGUGAUUGGUUGGGCAUGAAGCCAGGAUGAGAGUGUUAUCUCGUCCUGGUGACAAUGCCCAUCAGUCAUUAAUUUUUUGGAAAUUACCCAGCAUUUAGACACCAUUAGAGGGGGAAUAAAUAAUGUAAUGGUGACAGGUGCAUGAGACUUGUCAUAAAAGAAAGAUGGCCCUGGGGCGUGGGGAACUCCAAGACUUUUACAUUAUGAAGCCAGCACACCACAGAGGAUUUUCAGACAUACCCCGGGGUAUCUCUCAGAGCGUUUGACCUGUGAUUGAAGAAAUAAAAUCUACUUCUUCUGAAUCUGAA
Messenger RNA from Acanthochromis polyacanthus (spiny chromis), 7362 nucleotides. RefSeq names its product parathyroid hormone 2 receptor a (gene pth2ra). Lineage: Eukaryota; Metazoa; Chordata; Actinopteri; Pomacentridae. Gene Ontology annotation, biological process: cell surface receptor signaling pathway; adenylate cyclase-modulating G protein-coupled receptor signaling pathway. Gene Ontology annotation, molecular function: peptide hormone binding; G protein-coupled peptide receptor activity; parathyroid hormone receptor activity. Gene Ontology annotation, cellular component: plasma membrane. The record is from RefSeq and is a predicted model, not a curated record.